UGAGCAGAUAGGUCCCUGGCCUUAUGAGAAGAGGACAUACUAAAGCAAGAUGAAGCCAUCUUUAACAUUAAUACUGUCAGCAAUAUUUAUUGCAUACAUUGCACACUCCAUGUAUGUUAUUUAUGGAAUCUUCUUCCCGGAACAGUGUAAAAUGGGAGGGAGAUGUAUCUACCCUUACCUGUCACGAAAACCAACUCCUAAGCUAGAGAUUCUUGUGUAUACAUCAACAAAGUAUUCUUAUGUUAAAGAAAAAGACCUCAGGCUAGUGUGGAAAAAUUCUUCCUUGGAUGUAUCUGAUGUUUUAGAAAGCACUGUGAAUGUUACUCUGCCACUGAAGGUCAGGAACAAUGGUACCAUGUACGUGCAUGUGUUUUUGGUGCCUCCUGGUCAGGAUCCAUUUGUCAGUCAGUAUACGGUCCACAAGUAUACCCCCAUCACCACCUACAGCUUACCUAAAUCUGAAGUAUUCAGUCUCAUGGGUGACACACAGAAGAAUGAGAGCAGCAAACCUGGCAUCCCCUUCUCCCACUGGAGACAAAAAGUGACUAUAAAUAUAAUGAAUGAACACCUGUCACUAGACAGAACAGCUAUACCACAAGAUAUCUAUAGAUACUUCAAGGCCUCCCCAGAUGGUGACUACCUGCCCGUUCUAUUUAUAGAUGAGCUGAGCUUCAGAGUGAGAGACCUGCUGCCAAUCAAUAAGACCAGUAAGGAGAUGCCUUUAACUAUAACCUACAGUCCUAUCUCAGUAGGGAAACUCCGCUUCUGGAACAACAUGUUACAUUCCAUUGAAACCCUGCACAAGUUUGGUUUUACUGAUAAGGACACGGAUGAACUGAAGGGAAUAUUUGCCGAUACAAACUUUUACUUCCUUAUGUUGACAUUUGCUGUGGCUGCAUUCCAUCUGCUGUUUGAUUUCCUUGCAUUCAAAAAUGACAUCAGCUAUUGGAAAAACCGGAAGAAUAUGGUUGGUCUAUCGUCCAGAGCAGUCCUGUGGAGAUGUGUAUCCACCAUUAUUGUUUUCCUGUAUCUUUGGGACCAGGAGACAAGUUUAUUAGUUCUAAUACCAGCAGGGAUAGGUGCCCUUAUAGAGGUUUGGAAAGUGAAAAAAGCAUACAAGAUGUUUAUUACAUGGGAUGGAGUGAAACCAAAAUUUACGUUUGGACAAACUUCAGAAAAAGAGAAAGAAACAGAAGAGUUUGAUUCUCAAGCUAUGAAGUAUUUGUCCUAUGCCUUGUUACCCCUAUGUAUUGGAUUAGCUGUCUACAAUCUUCUGUAUACACCACAUAAAAGCUGGUAUUCUUGGUGUAUAGAAAGUCUAGUCAAUGGUGUAUAUGCAUUUGGUUUUCUCUUCAUGUUACCCCAGCUGUUUGUAAACUAUAAGCUCAAGUCAGUUGCUCAUUUGCCAUGGAGAGCCUUUACAUACAAGGCAUUCAAUACCUUCAUUGAUGACAUCUUUGCAUUUAUUAUCACCAUGCCAACGGCUCACAGACUAGCCUGCUUUAGGGAUGAUGUUGUGUUCUUUUUCUAUCUUUAUCAAAGAUGGCUAUACCCUGUGGAUAAAUCUCGAGUGAAUGAGUUUGGAAUGAGCUUUGAGGAUGAUGUAAAAGAUGGUAAACCUACUCAAAAAAAGAAAAAAGAUUAACAAUAGAUUUUUAGAUUUACAAUUUUUUGCCAUUUGUUAGUUAUAAUUUAUUCUUUUUUAUGUCAUUGGUGUUAGAUCAUUACCAGUCUAUUUGUUGUAAAAAUCAUCUCUUCUGUAAAGAAGUAUUUAUAUAAAGGAACGCAAUUAAUUGCUGAAUAUUUAUCACCACCAUCUUGUAUAUGAAUGAAUCAAUUUGUCAGAACUUCAAAAUACCUUUUGGUGCUAGUCAUAAAUGAAGUAUUUGUUUGUACACGCGGUGUGAAAACAAAAUGAAGGAUGAGUCUGAAUGAUAGAUAACACUGAAUGAAAUGUUUACCUUUUAUAAUAUACAACUGUUUCUGCAAAAACUGUCUGAUCAAGGUUAGUAAGAUUUUAUGGAUGUUAUGGCCCCCUUUACUCUGGAAUGAAGCCUCUAUUUUUUAUAUGCAAUUGUGUGUGUUUUAGGGGACUACAUGUAGGGUUACCCAAACACAGUGUAUUGGACAUGUAUUUUAGCCUUUGAGAAAAGGUCACAGUAAAAUCAGAUUUAAGAUAAAAAGUGAAAAACUUGAGUAAAAUUUGUGGUCAUUAAUUAACUGCAUGUGUAUGAGUUAGCUUAACUGAUGUUCAGCAGGUUUUUAGUCCCGUUUUUUACUCCAACUCACCAAAUCAGGAGUGGAUGGUAUUUUAAGUAUUUUUUCUGUGUAAUGUUUUUAUACACAAUUUAUUCUGUCCUUGUUGAACAUUGAAAUCCGGGGAGAUGCUAAGAGUAAGAACUGCAAUUUUCCAUGACAUUUAAUCAGGAAAUAUAAAUAAUGAUGUACUUAUUUUUGUUUUUAAAAAUAGUGUGUAAUAUAUUAGCUAAGCAGUGUGCAAGAAAUACAACUGAACAGUCAAGGGACGACUUCUUAUCAUACACAUUGAAAAAUUCAAAUGAAAUUGUUUUACAUUGUUUUGGUGUGGAACCUACAUUGUAAGAAAAAAUGUUUAAUAAACUGGACUCAAGUGUACUGAAAUGUUUUCAAGCACCCUGUAGAAUUUAUCGAAAUUUGCGGCAAUAAGCUCCAGCAUUUUGAGAAACAUCUAUGUUUAAAUUUACCAAGAAAGCCAUGAUUAUCUGUUUGAAUGUUUUAAAUUCUCAUGUUUGGAGGUGUACAUGUAUGUCAUGUAUUGAACACUUUUUACUUUUUAAACUUUUUGUAUGAAUUUAUUAUUGUGUAUUGCUGUAAAUUAUGUCUAUUGUUAAAGUUUUUCACUUAGGUAUUUAAGGUUUUAUUGUUACUGAUAAUUACUUCUAUUUAUUUAAACAUCUUGAUUGUUAUGCAUCUUAUGAAAGUCAGUGAAUGUGCCUGUUUAAACAAUGGUAAACUUUAAAGGUUACAUGAUGUUGUGUACAUAAUGCACCGAAUGUCGGAAACGUGCAAGUUCAUGAAAUUAUUUUAUGUUUGUACAUGUAGUUUUUUUUGGUCAUUAUUUCAUCCUCUUAAAAAACUUACGUUUUAUCAAAGACUUGUCCAAAAGAUAUAGUCAGAAUUUUUCAUUUAAUAAAAAGAUACAAACAUUCAA
This is a messenger RNA of Saccostrea echinata, 3190 nucleotides long. RefSeq names its product lipid scramblase CLPTM1L-like. Bases 50 to 1645 code for a protein of 531 amino acids. Gene Ontology annotation, cellular component: endomembrane system; membrane. Lineage: Eukaryota; Metazoa; Mollusca; Bivalvia; Ostreida; Ostreidae. The record is from RefSeq and is a predicted model, not a curated record. The transcript has 17 exons.